GAGGACAUGGAGCAGCCCGACUUGGCCUCGAGGCUCUUCUGCGGCCGCAUCCUGAGCAUGGUCAACGCGGAGGACGUGAGCGCCAUCAUCCUUGCCCAGAAGAACAUGCUGGACCGCUUUGAGAAGACCAACGAGAUGCUGCUCAACUUCAACCAGCUGUCGAGCGCUCGGCUGCAGCACAUGAACGAGCGCUUCCUGCACCACACGCGCACGCUGCUGGAGAUGAAACGCGACCUGGACAGCGUCUUCCGGCGCAUCAGGACCCUGAAGGGGAAGCUGGCCCGGCAGCAUCCGGAAGCCUUCAGCUACAUCCCGGAGGCAUCGCUGCUGGAGGACGAGGAGGACGACCCCAUCCCACCCAGCACCACCACCACCAUCGCCACCUCGGAGCAGAGCACCGGGUCCUACGGGGACAACAGCAGCCCGGACACCGCGUCGCCCUCCCUCAGCCCGGGCUUCGAGGACCUGUCCCCUGCCGCCCUCAACGGCCGCCGCAGCCCCACGGAGGACGGGGAGACGCCCCCGCCGCGGCCGGGCCAGUAGCCCCACCCUUACCCCACCGACUGGGCUCCCCCAGAGCUGGGGGCACGGGGCGGCCCGGGCACAGCAGAGCGACCGGAAU
This is a messenger RNA of Ochotona princeps (American pika), 622 nucleotides long. It is a transcript of the gene KXD1, whose product is annotated as KxDL motif containing 1. The transcript is spliced from 4 exons. The record is from RefSeq and is a predicted model, not a curated record. Gene Ontology annotation, cellular component: BORC complex. Gene Ontology annotation, biological process: lysosome localization. Bases 7 to 543 code for a protein of 178 amino acids. NCBI's taxonomy places the organism in Eukaryota, Metazoa, Chordata, Mammalia, Lagomorpha, Ochotonidae.